AUGCCUUCCAUUUCCGUCGAUUAUUGUUUAUUUGAUUUAGAUGGUACUAUUGUAAGUACUACCAUUGCUGCUGAACGUACUUGGAGAAGUUACUGUUCUAAACAUGGUGUUGAUCCAGAAGAAUUAUUUAGGGUUUCUCAUGGUAGUAGAACCAAUGAAAUGUUGAGUAGAUUCUUCCCAAAUAUUGAUAACACCGAUAAUAAAGCGGUCAAGGAACUAGAAUUAGACUUGGCUACUAACCAUUUGGACACUGUGACUUUGAUUAAAGGUGCUGAAGACUUGUUGUUGUCGUUAGACAAGGAUACCGAAACGGGUAAACCUUUAAAAAGUCGUAAAUGGGCAAUUAUUACUUCUGGUUCUCCAUAUUUAGCCUUUUCAUGGUUUGAUUCUAUUUUGAAGCACGUUGGGAAACCUGAUGUUUUUGUCACUGGUUUCGAUGUUAAAGUCGGUAAGCCUGAUCCAGAGGGUUAUAAGAAAGCUGCAGUUGAAUUGAGUGAAAUAUGGGAGAAACCAGCUGAAGAUAUUUCUAAAUUACAAACUGUUGUAUUUGAAGAUGCCCCAGUUGGAAUUAUGGCUGGUAAAGCCAUGGGAGCUAAGACAAUUGGUAUCACUUCCUCAUAUGAUAAAUCUGUCCUGUUCGAGGCAGGUGCAGAUUACGUAGUCUCGGAUUUAAGACAAGUGAGAGUGACCCAAAAUUCUAAUGAUGGUAAAAUUAUUUUAGAGAUCACAAAUCCUUUGAGCAGGGAUUAA
Messenger RNA from Tetrapisispora phaffii CBS 4417, 750 nucleotides. It is a transcript of the gene DOG2, whose product is annotated as 2-deoxyglucose-6-phosphatase. The coding region runs from base 1 to 750 and encodes 249 amino acids. Lineage: Eukaryota; Fungi; Ascomycota; Saccharomycetes; Saccharomycetales; Saccharomycetaceae. Gene Ontology annotation, molecular function: 2-deoxyglucose-6-phosphatase activity; beta-phosphoglucomutase activity. The record is from RefSeq and is a predicted model, not a curated record. The transcript has a single exon.